CAGAGCAGCUGCUCCUCCCCAAAUAUCUUGCCCCGUCAACAGCUUCAGGCACAGCCCAGGGAGAAAGAGCAGAAGAGAAGAAGGCGGGCGAGCGAUGGCUGCCAAGGCCGUCUCCUUCCUGGUGCUCGCGCUCCUGCUCCUCGCCGUCGCGUUCCCCGUGGAGGUGGUGGCCGGCGGCGGCAAAGGCAAAGGGAACGGCUACGGCAACGGGAACGGCAAUGGCAACGGCAACGGCAACGGCGGCGGCAACCUGAAGCCGUGGGAGUGCUCGCCCAAGUGCGCGUCGCGGUGCUCCAACACGCAGUACAGGAAAGCCUGCCUCACCUUCUGCAACAAGUGCUGCGCCAAGUGCCUCUGCGUGCCCCCGGGCUUCUACGGCAACAAGGGCGCCUGCCCCUGCUACAACAACUGGAAGACCAAGGAGGGAGGGCCCAAGUGCCCCUAGAUCAGAUCAGAGAUCAGAUCCCGGCCGCCAUUGCUCUCCUCUGGUGGCCGCCGCUGUCAGGAUCCACCGGCUUACUUGCUGAUGAUCCCUGCACUGUUCGUGUUCCGUUCUCCUCCCUAGCUGCUAGGUGUGUUAGUCACGCCUUGUUUGCUGAAUCUGGGAUGCUUGCUAUUCCGAGCAGAUCUGGGUGCUGCAUCAUGUGCUGCUAGUGCUACUGUUGGUGAGGCAUUAGGAAAGAACAAAUCAGGAGGGAGAGUUAGGAUUCCUAUGGAGGGAGGCAUGGCAUUGGCAUGUGCAUCCCUCCUCCCUAAGCACGGCUACUACUCUGUUUAGUAGGACUUGAUUAAAAUUAUGCAGCCUAAUGAUGGAAACCCCGCACCAUCACUGGGGCAUGCCAAGCCUGGUAGCCUUGCUAUUUGCAGUUUGCCAGAUUGCCAGAUUGCGCUCGCGCAGAGCUAAUAUAUACUAUUUCGUUCUGAA
Panicum hallii is the source of this 925-nucleotide messenger RNA. RefSeq names its product gibberellin-regulated protein 5-like. The transcript has 2 exons. Lineage: Eukaryota; Viridiplantae; Streptophyta; Magnoliopsida; Poales; Poaceae. Bases 95 to 445 code for a protein of 116 amino acids. The record is from RefSeq and is a predicted model, not a curated record.